This is a messenger RNA of Knipowitschia caucasica, 1290 nucleotides long. NCBI's taxonomy places the organism in Eukaryota, Metazoa, Chordata, Actinopteri, Gobiiformes, Gobiidae. The record is from the annotation of a GenBank genome assembly.
AUGGUCCUGCUCCUGCUCGACACAGUCUGCGUCCAAACUGAUCCAAUUAACGUCCGGACUAAUGUCAUUAUCCACGGAGUCUGCAGCUGUGUCGCCAGGAUCAGGCACCAUCGCACAGGUACCAUCAGAGGCACCAUCGCACAGGCACCAUCAGAGGCACCAUUGCACAGGCACCAUCAGAGGCACCAUCAGAGGCACCAUCGCACAGGCACCAUCAGAGGCACCAUCGCACAGGCACCAUCGUACAGGCACCAUCGUACAGGCACCAUCGCACAGGCACCAUCAGAGGCACCAUCAGAGGCACCAUCGCACAGGCACCAUCAGAGGCACCAUUGCACAGGCACCAUCAGAGGCACCAUCGCACAGGCACCAUCGCACAGGCACCAUCAGAGGCACCAUUGCACAGGCACCAUCGCACAGGUACCAUCGCACAGGCACCAUCAGAGGCACCAUUGCACAGGCACCAUCAGAGGCACCAUCGCACAGGCACCAUCGCACAGGCACCAUUGCACAGGCACCAUCAGAGGCACCAUCGCACAGGCACCAUCGCACAGGCACCAUUGCACAGGCACCAUCAGAGGCACCAUCGCACAGGCACCAUCGCACACAGGCACCAUCAGAGGCACCAUCGCACAGGCACCAUCAGAGGCACCAUCGCACAGGCACCAUCGCACACAGGCACCAUCAGAGGCACCAUCGCACAGGCACCAUCAUAGACACCAUCGCACACAGGCACCAUCAGAGGCACCAUCGCACAGGCACCAUCAGAGGCACCAUCGCAAAGGCACCAUCGCACAGGCACCAGUCACAGGCACCAUCAGAGGCACCAUCGCGCACAGGCACCAUCGCACAGAAACCAUCAGAGGCACCAUCGCACAGGCACCAUCGCACAGGCACCAUCGCACAGGCACCAUCGCACAGGCACCAUCAGAGGCACCAUCGCACAGGCACCAUCGCACAGGCACCAUCACACAGGCACCAUCAGAGGCACCAUCGCACAGGCACCAUCGCACAGGCACCAUCAGAGGCACCAUCGCACAGGCACCAUCGCACAGGCACCAUCAGAGGCACCAUCAGAGGCACCAUCAGAGGCACCAUUGCACAGGCACCAUCAGAGGCACCAUCGCACAGGCACCAUCGUACAGGCACCAUCGUACAGGCACCAUCGCACAGGCACCAUCGCACAGGCACCAUUGCACAGGCACCAUCAGAGGCACCAUCUCACAGGCACCAUCAGAGGCACCAUCGCACAAGCACCAUCGCACAAGCACCAUCGCACAGGUACCAUAA